Molecule: messenger RNA, 840 nt
Organism: Salvia miltiorrhiza (redroot sage)
Lineage: Eukaryota; Viridiplantae; Streptophyta; Magnoliopsida; Lamiales; Lamiaceae
Exons: 3
Coding region: 1-840 (279 amino acids)
Molecular function (GO): nucleic acid binding; zinc ion binding
Source: RefSeq, a predicted model, not a curated record
AUGGGACGAACACUCUGCCCAAAGUGUCAGCGACCUCAUUCAGGGGAAUGCCUGAAAGGAAUGAAUAUAUGCUAUAGAUGUGGGGAAACUGGGCACUAUGCUUCAGUAUGUCCGAAGAAGAAUGGAGGAGCACCUCAACAGCAAAACCCCAGAAAUGAACAGCGACAAAAUCAGGCUUUGUUUGAUACGGGAGCGUCCCACUCUUUCAUUUCACAUGCUGCUUGUAAGAUAUUAGAAUUGACUCCACAAUUGGCUGAGACAACUUUAGAAGUUAGCACCCCUGGUGGUGGAAGAUUGGCUGCUAAGGACAUUAUCUCGAACUUAGAGCUGAACAUAGGUGCUGAAACAUUUAAGGCAGAUUUGUAUGUCAUCACUAUGAUAGAGUUUGACAUAAUCCUAGGGAUGGACUGGCUUACUCAAGUCGGUGCCACGAUACUGUGUAGCGAGAGAAAGAUCUCUUUCCAAUCCGCUGGAAAGGAGAAGGCAAGUUUUCAUGGCAUAAGAAUGGGAGGAAGAGUACCAGUGAUUUCGGCGAUGAAGGCCACAAAGAUAAUGAGAACGGGAGAAUGUCAGGCUUUUCUGGUCAGUUUGACAGGAGAACAUGAAGUAAAGAAAACGAUCGAAGAAGUUCCAGUGGUGCGAGAAUUCAAAGAUGUUUUUCCCGAAGAAUUGCCCGGCGAGAGUCGACGGCGACAGCCAUGGCUGCUGUCGCCGGAUGUUGCACAGAGGGAGGCCGAGGGAGGCGGCGGCGUCCGUCGUGGCCAAGGGAGAGAGGGAGAACAGAGGCUGUUCCCGCCGGGUUCGGUGAACAGAGGGGAGAACGGCUGCGGCCGGAACUAG